AUGUCAUUGAAGACCACAUAUGCUAAUACAGAACUAACACCUUUCUACGUUGGUGGUUCGUUAGCUUCAUUAUCUUCAGAUGGAUCUAUUCUUGUAUCUGCAGUUCUUGAAGAUGUUGUUAUAACAAAUUUAAUAACUAAUGAAGUUCAAGAAAAAUUAGAAGGUGAUGGUGAAAUUAUAACUUCUUUAGCAAUAACACCAGAUGGGAAAUAUGUUUGUAUGAUAUCUCAAUCUCAACAGUUGAAAGUUUAUAAUUUACAUGAAUCAAAAUUUAUUAAAAAUUUAAAAUUAUCUUCACCAGUUUAUGUUUCUGAUGUUGAUGAAACUUCUACUUUAUUAGCUCUUGGUGGUAGUGAUGGUGUUGUUCAAGUGUUUGAUAUUGAAAAUGGUUAUAUUACACAUUCUUUUAAAGGUCAUGGUUCCACAAUUUCUUCAUUAAAAUUUUAUGGUGAAUUAAAUUCAUCAAAUUGGAAAUUAGCAAGUGGUGAUACAAUGGGUAUGAUUAAAAUUUGGGAUUUAGUUAAAAGAAAACAAAUUGUUUCAUUACAAGAACAUAAUAAUGCUGUUCGUGGAUUAGAUUUCAAUAAUGAUGGAUCAAUAUUCAUAAGUGGUGGUCGUGAUGAUGUUUUAUUAAUUUGGGAUACAAAAUAUUGGAAAUUACGUAAAACUAUACCGACAAGACAACAAGUUGAAACUGUUGGUUUUAUUAAUACCCAAGAUGGUGAAUUAUGUUAUACAGGUGGUGGUGAUGCAAUUUUCAAAAUAUGGAAUCCAUCAACUGGUGAAUUAUUUACACAAUCUAAGAAACCAAUUGAAGAAUUAAUGAUUAUUGGAGUUUUACAUACUGAUAAUGAUGUUAUUUAUUUAGUUUUAUCUGAUCAAACAUUAUUUGAAAUUGAUUUAUCAACAUUAGAACAAAAUGAAGAAAUUAUAAUUUCCAAGAAAAUUGCAGGUAAUCAUGGUACAAUUGCAGAUAUGAGAUAUUGUGGUUCAAAUUUAAAUAAAUUAGCAUUAGCAACAAAUUCUCCAGGCUUACGUAUAAUAGAUCCAUUAGGAGCACCAUUAGAAGUUGAAAUCAUUGAAGGUCAUUCAGAUUUAUUAAAUGCAAUUGAUGUUUCAUCAGAUGGAUUAUGGUUAGCAACUGGUAGUAAAGAUCAAGAAGCAAGAUUAUGGAAAUUUAGUGAAGAUGAAGAAGAAUGGACAUGUUUUGCAGUUUUUAAAGGUCAUGUUGGUGGUGUUUCAGCUGUUGGAUUACCAAGAUCAGAAACUAAUGGAAUUGCACCAAGUUUCUUAUUAACUGCAUCAAAUGAUUUAACUAUUAAGAAAUGGAAAAUUCCAAAUCCAAAAAAUUGGAAUGGUGAAAUACAUGAAGUUCGUGCAUCUGAAUAUACAAGACGUGCACAUGAAAAAGAUAUAAAUUCAUUAGAUAUUUCUCCAAAUGAUGAAUUUUUCUCAACUGCAUCAUAUGAUAAAACUGGUAAAGUUUGGGAUUUAGAAACUGGUGAAACUAUUGGUGUUUUAAAAAAUCAUAAAAGAGGUCUUUGGGAUAUUAAAUUUUGUAAAUAUGAUAAAAUUUUAGCUACUGCAUCAGGUGAUAAAACUAUUAAAAUAUGGUCAUUAACAAAUUUUACAUGUUUGAAAACUUUAGAAGGUCAUACAAAUUCUGUUCAAAGAGUUGAAUUUAUAAAUGAUUCUAAACAAUUAGUAUCAAGUGGUGCUGAUGGAUUAAUAAAGAUAUGGGAUCUAAGUACAGGUGAAUGUAUUAAGACACUUGAUGCUCAUGUUAAUAGAAUUUGGGCUUUAAUUGUUAAGAAUAAUGGUGAUGAAUUUAUAAGUGCAGAUGCAGAUGGUGUUUUCCAAAUAUGGAUUGAUAAUAGUGAAGAAUUACAAGCUAAAGAAGAAGAAGAUAAUAAAUUGAAAAUAGAACAAGAACAAUCAUUACAAAAUUUUAUAAAUUCUAAAAGAUGGGGUGAAGCUUUCCUUUUAGCAUUAACUUUAGAUCAUCCAAUGAGAUUAUAUAAUGUUUUAAGAUCAAGUAUUGCAGGAAAUAAUUCAAAAGGUGAAUUCAUACUUGGUGAAGAAUUAGAUCAAGUUAUUGGAACUUUAAAUGAUGAACAAAUUAUUUUAUUAUUUAAAAGAAUUAGAACAUGGAAUGUUAAUGCCAAAUUUUUCCAAGUUUGUCAAAAACUAAUCAAGAUAUUAUUAUUAAAAUUUAGUGUUGAAAGAUUAAUUGAAAUUCCUGGAUUAGUUGGAUUAAUUUCAAGUAUUAUUCCAUAUAAUGAAAGACAUUAUGAAAGAAUUGAUGGAUUAGUUGAACAAAGUUUUAUAUUAGAUUAUUCAUUAGAAGAAAUGAGUAAGAUAUAG
This is a messenger RNA of Hansenula ciferrii, 2364 nucleotides long. RefSeq names its product U3 snoRNA-associated protein UTP13 (gene UTP13). Lineage: Eukaryota; Fungi; Ascomycota; Saccharomycetes; Phaffomycetales; Wickerhamomycetaceae. Gene Ontology annotation, biological process: endonucleolytic cleavage in 5'-ETS of tricistronic rRNA transcript (SSU-rRNA, 5.8S rRNA, LSU-rRNA); endonucleolytic cleavage to generate mature 5'-end of SSU-rRNA from (SSU-rRNA, 5.8S rRNA, LSU-rRNA). Bases 1 to 2364 code for a protein of 787 amino acids. The transcript has a single exon. Gene Ontology annotation, molecular function: U3 snoRNA binding; protein binding. Gene Ontology annotation, cellular component: nucleolus; 90S preribosome; small-subunit processome. The record is from RefSeq and is a predicted model, not a curated record.